This is a messenger RNA of Mycotypha africana, 902 nucleotides long. RefSeq names its product AP complex, mu/sigma subunit. The record is from RefSeq and is a predicted model, not a curated record. The transcript is spliced from 4 exons. Gene Ontology annotation, cellular component: intracellular membrane-bounded organelle; AP-2 adaptor complex. Bases 56 to 487 code for a protein of 143 amino acids. Gene Ontology annotation, molecular function: clathrin-cargo adaptor activity. Lineage: Eukaryota; Fungi; Mucoromycota; Mucoromycetes; Mucorales; Mycotyphaceae. Gene Ontology annotation, biological process: protein transport; clathrin-dependent endocytosis.
CAAAGCUCCUUUGACUUAUUUCAAGCGUACCAACUUACACUCCUGAUUGAAUCAAAUGCUUAGAUUCAUUUUAGUACAAAAUCGUCAAGGCAAAACUAGAUUGGCGAAAUGGUAUGUACCCUACGAAGACGAUGAAAAAGUAAAACUCAAAGGCGAGGUUCAUCGACUUAUUGCACCAAGAGAUCAAAAACACCAAAGUAACUUUGUAGAGUUUCGCAACUAUAAAAUUGUAUACAGGAGAUACGCUGGCCUAUUCUUCUGUGUUUGUGUUGAUGCAAACGACAAUGAACUAUCUUACUUGGAAGCGAUCCAUUUCUUUGUCGAAGUUCUGGAUGCAUUCUUUGGAAACGUAUGCGAAUUGGACUUGGUCUUCAAUUUUUACAAGGUUUAUGCCAUUUUAGAUGAAGUGUUUUUGGCAGGAGAAAUAGAAGAAACUAGCAAAAAUGUGGUUCUAACAAGACUGGAUCACUUGGAUAAGUUAGAAUAGAUAUGAAGAGAAACAAUACCAAUCUGUUAGAAACCUACGUGGCAGAUUUAUACCUUUCCAUUACAUUCAGUUUAAAUUAUCGCUAUGAUUAAUCCAUUAAUAAAGCAUUGAUGCGGUCAGUAAAGAUUGAGUGGCAUAUAUUGUUACUUGAUGUAUUAAGGCAUUCAAUACAACUAAAUAAAGUAUAAAUAACUAUGCAGACUUUGUAAUUCUACAAGCAGUAAAAAAACCUAAUGGGGGUGCGUACAAGCAAGAGAAUGAACACCGGUAGAAGAAGUGUAUAUGGAUGAAUCAACUUGAUGACGGAAGUUCGGUCUGUUAAAGGGACUUACAGCGAAAAAGGGCUUUCAUUUACACAAAUGAUUUGCAUUGUUAAUCCCGGGUUUUAAUUGGACAAGAGUUACUAUUUUUGUCG